UCGAUUUCCAUUCUCAUUGAAAUUUACGCAUCUUUGUAUUACAUCUAUCAAGAAUUUGUUGUCCGCUAGGUCUUGUACCUUUGCCGCCAAAAUGGCAGUCAAUCUGGAUACAGAUACGCUUGAUAAGCUCAACUCCGAAGAGUCUGUCGCUCUUCACAAACUGAUGGACACGUUGACCUCAUGCGGUGUUGGAAAGCUUGUUGAUCUCCCUCAAAUCAUUGUUGUGGGUGGCCAGUCCGCAGGCAAGUCAUCUGUUCUGGAAGCCAUCUCGCGUGUCAAGUUCCCUGUUGCGGGUGGUAUCUGCACUCGCUUCGCUACAGAAAUCAUCCUCCGCGAAGCCGACAAACCCCGGGUGGAGGUUAGCGUCAGGUUCCAUGAUCAGACCAAAACUCCCAAGUUCUUCGAGAGGUCUGGAUUCAGUGAAGAUGAUUUAGCGGAAAUUAUUGAGGAGGCCAGAUCUUGCAUGGGCAUUUCCAAAAGCAGCAGAGAGUUUUCAAAAGAUGUCUUACGUCUUGUUAUUGAGGGGCCAAAGAUGUACCCUUUGACACUUGUGGACUUGCCUGGUAUCUUCCAGGUUGAUACUGGUGACCAGUCUCUCCAGGGAAAGGAGGUCGUGGACCAGUUAUUGGACUCCUACAUGAAGCAAAAGAAUAGCAUCAUGUUGGUGGUUGUCGAGGCCAACGGCCAGAUCGCGUGUCAUACAGCUCUCGCCAGAGUGAAAGCCCACGAUCCCAAGCGUGAGAGGACAAUGGGAGUUAUUACAAAACCGGACCUUGCCGCCAGGGGAUACACGGAGAACUCCCACAUUGAACUGGCCAAGAAUCAAGAACCUUCGCACAAGCUCAAGCUGGGCUGGCAUGUGCUACGCAACCGAGCUGAGGACGAGGCGGAUUUAGAUAUGGACGCGCGCGAUGCCGCCGAGGAAGCCUUUUUCCAAUCAUCAGCUUGGAAAACCAUUGUGCAAAAGGAUCGCGGAAUUGCCAGUCUACGCAAAAAGCUCAGCAAGGAGUUGUACAACCACAUCCGCAAGAAUCUCCCCAGCGUCAUUGAAGACAUCGAGACUAAGCUCGGAGAGAGGCAGGCUGAUUUGAACAAAUUUGGGUUAGGUCGAUCCAGUAUCCAAGAUAUGAGAUCUUUCCUCCUUCAGAUUGCUAGCGAGUUCCAACGCCUUGCCAGAGAUGGCAUCACAGGCUCCUAUUCCGACUCCUUUUUUGGUCACGUUGCCAAACCUCAGAACAGACUUCGCGCUGAUCUCAAGAGUUUCUACCGUGCCUUUGAGUAUAACAUGAAGUCGAGCGGCCACACUUUCAAUAUCAAGGGGCUAGACGGUGACAACGAUGACAAUGACAAUGAGUCUAGUGAAGAAGAAGACGACGAAGACGAGGAUAGCGAAGAAAAUGAUACUAAACCCAGUGACAUGCUAGCAACUGUUGCCGACUUUCUGGCUACUCACCCGUUGAGCCCUGAGCUUCCUUCUCCUACACGUAUGGACCGCAAGGAAAUGAACGCGUGGCUGGAGAAGUAUGCUGUCAACAGUGUUGGACGUGAGCUGCCAGGCAUAUGCAACAGCGAUCUUGUCAUCAAGCUGUUUCAGUGGCAAGCUCGGCCAUGGGAGGACAUUGCUCGCUCCCAUAUCAACGGCAUCAUGGACGUGGCCAAAGACUUUGUCGAAGAGAUGUUCCUGAAAAUCGUCGGCCGAGGAGACGCUUAUACUACCAUGGAGGGUCUACUGAGCGAGUUUGUUGAUCCCUUUUUCGAGGAGAAGGAGAUGCGUCUGGAGACGGCGCUGGCGGAUAUCCUCUGGCCGUACAAGGAAGGCUAUGCGGUGCCGCUGGAUGAAGAGUUUCGCGAGAUUCUCUCCAAUUGGCGAAUCCAACGUGUUGCCGCAAAGCUCCAGAAGAUGCCUGUUAACGAGGUCCAGGAUGAAAGGACCCAGCGGGUGAUGAAAUCCGAGGGUGCAACCAUGCAUAUGGCCAAGAUGUUGAGUGUCUCGGCUAACAGUGGCACCUUUGCUACCGAGGAGGCUAUUCAGAUGAUGCAAGCUUACUAUGAGAUGUCUCGCCGAACAUAUACAGACAACAUCAUCAACCUCGCUGUAGAGCGAUGCCUUGUCUAUGACCUACCCAACCUAUUCAGUCCUCUCAAAGUCGGACAGUUGACUGAUGAGAAGAUCAUGGAGCUUGCCGCAGAGUCUCAGGACGCACAAGCUCAGCGUGCGCAGCUCACACAGGAGGUUGCCACGCUACGAAAGGGCCUGGAAAAGUGCCGACGAUGGCGUCCUCGCAGUGAUCCUGGACAACCGCAGCCUCGGGCUACCAAGAAGAUUACCAAGGAAUCCACGUCGUCCGUCAAAGCUAUCAUGGCUGCUCCUAGUUCAAGCAGUACCUUGACAACCCAGCAGCAGCAGCAACUUCCCCUUGGUAAGGUUGCUGUCCCUGGCAGCAGCCUCUUUGCAACGCUUAUUACCAAGAAAAUACCCGACGAGAGUAGCUUAUUUGUGAAUCCAACUCCAGUUCACACACCGGAGCCUCCUACGAAAUCUACACCUCCAGCAACCAUCUCAACACCAAAACAAGGCACCAAAAGCCAGCAGAUUGUAAACCAGCCCGUCACAAAUGCCUCUGGGAGUCUUUUCGGGCCCAAACAACCUGCCACUAGUACACUUUUUAGUACCAAACCAGCUGCCACUAGUACACCUUUUAGUAUUAACACUAGCUCUGGCUUCUCAUUCAGCACACCGCCACCUAUUACUGGUCAGGUGCAGUCUAAGCCGGCGCCAGGCGCUGGCCUCGGUGCUAUAAGCCUGUUCAGCAAGAGUAACAAUCCGGCAAAAGGGUAAGGUCCAACUGGGUGCAUCACCGCGAAAGAGAGUCAAAUUCUUGCGACACCUCGCUGGAGUUUAACCAUAUUUGUGCCCAUAAGCAAUUCGAAAAUGUUUCACCAGAGGAGUUGCGGCUGUCUGGGUCUACCGAUAGUACGAUACCGUAUCGCGACCAUAGUCAAGUAGAGCAGAGCGAGCAGAGCGAGCAGGAAGGUCAUGGCCGUCGUCGCAACAGAAGUAGGCGCAGGAGACGAAGCUCGUAGAUGAAGUUUAUCUCACAUACACCUGGAUGUAUGUGGUUAGUGAAUUGAAGUAAUAGCUGAAAAGGGUAUAUCUGGCUAGCGAAUUGGAAUUGGCAAAUUUAUGAAACAAUCUAUGUACAUAGGAUGGAUAUUUCCCGUGCUUCCCUGCCUCAUUAGUCGAACUGGAGGAUGUCUUCCAUUGCAUCAGGAUCCGAUGGCGGUCUGACAGUCGUUCCAACUGCCGUCCCCAAUAAAUUCAAGGCGUCGAUGUAUUCCUCAUUAUGUGGUACGCUGACAGCAGUUCGCUGAGAUAAAUGAGGCGUGUCAUUUGAUAUUGAAGGUGCUGCCGUGGAUCCUGUCCACUGAUGUGACGCAGGUAGUUCAAAAAGCCCAACGUCUGUUGCAGAGCCAUUCUCUGGGUAGACGAAAAUGUCUUUCCAUUCCAUCCACGGUUCGAAGUCCGUAUCCGGGUUAGGACUCACGGUUACCAUAGGUGAACCCUCUUUGUUCCCGUUAGGCUGCUCGAAGCUCUGCAUCGUGCGUGGUACCGCCGUUUGAAAAAAGUUCAUAACAUGCGCUUGUACCACGGCUCCUAGACCGGUGAGUUCGACUGGGAGGCCAUAAGAAGCAAUAAACUUGUUGUAUUCGUGUGGAAGUUGCUUUAUCAGGUGAUCCUGUAGUACGCUCAGGUUUGGUGCCACCAAUCGUUCUGAGAUGUAAUGAUCAGCAGGCAAAUCCUCGCCAGGGCAGCAAAUCUGAAAGAUAUCAUUCCAUUGAUCGUGUUGACUCUUGGUCUGAUCGAUGCGUUUCCUGAGUUUCCCUUUUUGCACCUCAUUAAGACGCCCUGCCCAGGAUGGUGGUCGUUCUUGUACUAGACAUGUCUCUUGCUGGCAGUGUACAUUUCGAUCAGCUGCUUUUUUGAACACCUUGAAGCAAACAGUGCAAUGAAUUGGGGUUUCGUGUUUUCGCUGGAUGUGGCAUUUGAGACGAUGUAUAGCGUCGAACUUUCGGUCUCUGCAGUCUUUAUAACGGACAGGAUCUGAUUUGUAAAAUGUGCAGGCAAAGGAGCGGCUUGUUUCCUCUUCCUCGGUGCCGGUGAUCGUAUUUGGCGAUCGUUUUUUGCGGCCGUUUCCAUCACCGUUUCUAUUGUUGACGCCACCACGGCGCGCCCUUUUUUGUUGUCCUUUGUCGCUCUGUUGACUGCUUUGUUGAGUAGACGCUUGUGAAGCCCUGCUUGACUCCCCGUUUGCGUGCUUGCGAAUAGGGCCAAUGCCGUAAUCAUAAGGUCUGACUACUCCUCGCGACUUCGCAAAGGCAGUCAAGAGUCUCCAUAAUACCAAUGCCCUUGUUUGUAGUUUUGGUCUGGGCUUGCACAGGCUGGCAGUUGCGUUGUCGCUGCACAUGAAGGGAUACACGGCUUCAUCUCCAAAAGAGAGGUCCAUAGGAAACAAUGGCUGCUGGUCAUUGAUUGUCAUGUUUGGUGCCGUGAGUUGCCUUAUGGCCGUACCGAAAGUAUCCCAUUCUCCGGUAAGGUUUUGAGCAGAAGCAUACGACCACUCAAGGCCCGGUACAGAAAGGCAAGGUCCAAGCACGGCUGACGUGGGCAAGAGUCCAAGGCCAGCAUCGUUACGUCCAAUCAAACAAGCGUUGGGUAUAGGCUGUUGUAGCUUGCGCCUCUUCUGGUGGUUUUGGUGAUUUGCAAUCGUAGUAUUGCGAUUCACACGAUUUCGUAGUGAGGUGGUUUUGUAGCGAGCAUACUGGUUGGGGUCAAGGUGGCUCCCAAAGCGCUGCCCAUCACGGCCCCGUAUUAAAUAGGGCAGCGUGACCGAGCCACUAUCUUCCCGUUAGCGUAUGUUUAUAAUCA
This is a messenger RNA of [Torrubiella] hemipterigena, 4927 nucleotides long. Lineage: Eukaryota; Fungi; Ascomycota; Sordariomycetes; Hypocreales; Clavicipitaceae. The record is from the annotation of a GenBank genome assembly.